UCUAGAAUAGACUUGGAUGAGUUAAUGAAAAAAGAUGAGCCACCACUUGAAUUUCCUGAUACUCUGGAAGGAUUUGAGUACUUUUUUAAUGAAAAAGGACAAUUAAGACACAUAAAAACUGGGGAACCGUUUGUGUUUAAUUACCGUGAAGAUUUGCACAGGUGGAACCAAAAGCGCUAUGAAGCUCUUGGAGAGAUCAUUACUAAAUAUGUUUAUGAAUUACUGCAGAAAGAAUGCCACUUGAAGAAAGUAACUCUCCCAGUUGAUGCUACUGACAGUGAACCAAAGAGCUUUAUCUUUAUGAGUGAAGAGGCAUUAAUAAAUCCUGACAAGCUGCUGGUCCUGAUUCAUGGUAAAGGUGUGGUCAGAGCUGGUCAGUGGGCUAGGAGACUUAUAGUUAAUGAAGAUCUGGACAGUGGCACACAGAUACCAUAUAUAAAGCGAGCUAUUGAG
Molecule: messenger RNA, 453 nt
Organism: Acanthisitta chloris (rifleman)
Lineage: Eukaryota; Metazoa; Chordata; Aves; Passeriformes; Acanthisittidae
Gene: ARB2A
Product: family with sequence similarity 172, member A
Exons: 4
Biological process (GO): regulatory ncRNA-mediated heterochromatin formation
Cellular component (GO): nucleus
Molecular function (GO): siRNA binding
Source: RefSeq, a predicted model, not a curated record